Aethina tumida (small hive beetle) is the source of this 1790-nucleotide messenger RNA. Its product is annotated as methanethiol oxidase. The coding region runs from base 147 to 1562 and encodes 471 amino acids. The transcript has 9 exons. Gene Ontology annotation, molecular function: selenium binding. The record is from RefSeq and is a predicted model, not a curated record. NCBI's taxonomy places the organism in Eukaryota, Metazoa, Arthropoda, Insecta, Coleoptera, Nitidulidae.
ACUUAUUCGUAUUGAUGAUCGUUGUCUAGUUUGUUUACUUGGACAAUCGACCAUUGAAAGUCUACACACGUACAUGUUAGUGUAAAGUGUACUUUCAGCUAUUGAUAGAUUGGAUCUCUACCCAAACUCCAAGAUAACAAGUAAUCAUGUCAAAAACCGGACCUGGAUAUGCAUCCCCAUUGGAGGCCAUGAAAGGCCCCAGGGAGGAAAUAUUGUACGUGGUCACAGUACAACCAAAUCAAGCACCAGGAAAAUCUGACAUGUUAACUACCGUAGACGUGGAUCCGAAAUCCCCAACUUAUUGCAAAAUUAUUCACAGAUUAAAAACCGGACGUGAAAAUGACGAACUCCAUCAUUCCGGUUGGAACAUCUGUUCGAGCUGUCAUGGAUGUUGUAACGUACCUCAACGAGAUAAACUCGUGCUCCCUGCAUUAGGAUCUAACAGGAUCUACUUUGUGGAUACAGGAAAAGACCCAAGAGCACCUAGCAUCCAUAAGGUUCUCGAAUCAUCGGCUGUGGAAAAAGUUGAUUGUUCCACACUUCAUACAACCCAUUGUUUGGCUUCAGGCCAAAUAAUGAUUUCUGCAAUGGGAGAUAAUCAAGAUAAUGGUAAAUGCGAUUUCGUUUUAAUCGACGGUAAAACUCUUGAAGUAACAGGAACUUGGACGAAAGGCAAACGUGCAAAAUUCGCCUAUGACUUCUGGUACCAACCGUACUUCGACAUAAUGGUGUCGUCCGAAUGGGGUGCUCCAAAGGUGUUCAAAACCGGCUUCCAUCCAUCCCACGCGGCUGACAAAGAAGCUUACGGAAGAAGCUUGAACUUCUUCUCUUGGAGCAAGCGCGAACUCAUUCAAACCAUCGAUCUAGGGGAUGAUGGAAUUGCUCCUCUAGAAGUCAGAUUUUUGCAUGAUCCCAAGCAAAGUCAAGGUUUCGUUGGUUGUGCCGUCAACGCCAAUGUUUUCAGGUUCUAUUUGAAACCGGAUGGUACUUGGGGUGCAGACAAGGUGAUUGAUAUUAAACCCAAAAAGGUUUCUGGAUGGGUUGGUGACUAUAUUCAGGGUAUGAUAACCGACAUCAUUAUUUCUCUGGAUGAUAAGUACCUGUAUUUAUCAAAUUGGCUGCACGGUGAUGUUAGACAGUACGACAUUUCUGACCCACUAAACCCAAAAUUAACAGGUCAAGUCUUCUUGGGAGGCAUGAUUCUCAGCGAUUCAAACGUCCGAGUGCUCGAAGAUCCGGAACUAUCGGAACAACCAAAACCGGUCAUUAUCAAGGGCAAACGUUUCUAUGGUUCACCACAAAUGUUGCAGUUAUCUCUGGAUGGUAAAAGAUUGUAUGUCAGUACCAGUUUGUUUUCACCCUGGGACAAACAGUUCUAUCCGGAUUUAGUCAAAAAUGGUGGAUGCAUCGUGAAAUUGGACGUGGACACUGAAAAGGGCGGAAUUAGUCUGGAUACUGAUUUCUUUGUUGAUUAUUCCGAAGGCCCAGACGGUCCCUUAUUGCCUCACGAAAUGAGAUACCCAGGAGGAGACUGCACUUCUGAUAUUUGGUUGGCUGACUAAAAAAUGAUAUUCAUACAAAAUAUAUAUUUGCAUAUUCUACGAAUGUUAAAAUUGUUAUAUUAACUUUGAAUUAUUCUAUUUUUUUAAUAUUAAACAUUAAUUUUUUAUAUAUGUAAUCUUUUAUAAUAUGUUCAUUGCUUCUCAAAUAUUUCUGCAUGUGCAAUUUCGUGUUAACGUUAUGGAAAAUACAUAUAUAUAUAUAUAAAAAAAUAGAAACAGUUUUAUUUA